AUGGUAUUUGAGGACAAGUUUGUUAGUCCAAGUAAAGUAAUAACUGCUGCUAUAUCAAGUCUUAACAGUUAUCAAGAAGCUAGAGUUGAGGAGAACCAGAACAAGGGAUUAAAUAGCCAAAGAAGAAAAGAUACAGAGUGGAAGCCACCAGAUGAGGGUGUAACAAAGGUGAAUUUCGAUGCUGCCAUCGAUAAAACAAAUAACAGAGUUGGGAUGGGCAUAGUAGCAAAGACUUAUAAGGGAGAGUUACUAUUAUCAUUUUGUGCAUCAAAGAUGUUUAGUGGAAUUUCGAGUCUGGCUGAAACUACUGUCUUAUGGAGAGCUAUGGAUCUAGUUGUGAAAUUAAAUGGUGGAAAUGUGGUGUUCGAAGGAGAUGCUGAAAGAGUAAUAAAAGGGGUAACAAGGAAGGGAGUUAUAUGUGCAUCGAUGGGGUAG
Molecule: messenger RNA, 435 nt
Organism: Juglans regia (Persian walnut)
Lineage: Eukaryota; Viridiplantae; Streptophyta; Magnoliopsida; Fagales; Juglandaceae
Exons: 1
Coding region: 1-435 (144 amino acids)
Molecular function (GO): RNA-DNA hybrid ribonuclease activity; nucleic acid binding
Source: RefSeq, a predicted model, not a curated record